This is a messenger RNA of Neoarthrinium moseri, 576 nucleotides long. RefSeq lists its product as uncharacterized. Lineage: Eukaryota; Fungi; Ascomycota; Sordariomycetes; Amphisphaeriales; Apiosporaceae. The record is from RefSeq and is a predicted model, not a curated record. Bases 1 to 576 code for a protein of 191 amino acids. The transcript has a single exon.
AUGGCAUUGGAAUUUUAUCGGGUCCACGUGCCUGGUGUGUUUAGCAAAGAAUUCCUCACGCCUGAUGAUUCUGAGCCGAUCCCCAGAACUCUCUACUUCAACCCUGAGUACGACUUCCUCGAAGUCCACACAAAGCAUACCAUCACUCCAGUACAUGUGGAUUUCAUUUACAAGCUCAAAACUAUAUACGACCCUAAACACGUUGGCCUGCUUCGCCUGGCGGUUGACCAUGCGGAUGUAGAAUAUCUAUCGACAAGCCUGGACCGUGAGGGAUCGGAUUUGGACAUCAAAAGGGAAUUGGCGGCUUCAUUUUCAGGUAUAAAAGAGGUGAUGUUGGUUUUUACAUCAUCCAACAAUUUGGGACGCCAAGUUGAUGGCGACGCCACGGUGGGUCCGGACAUCUUCAACCGAUCUAACCCCCUGCUUGCAACAACGACGACUUUUAAGCGGCUGAAUCGCGAUCCACGUUGCAUAUCCCGCGACCUCAAGCGAACUCUACUGUGGACUGUUGAGCCACAGCGAACAGUUCGGCUUUGGAAGACUAUACUUGCACAAGCCGGGCUUUCGUUCAAUUAA